AUGUAUGUUAUCCCAACAAGUGAAGGACAUCAGGGAGAGCCAGCGGGCUCUACCCAAUUUUGUUACAAGCUGAUCAUUAGCAUUGGCUUGGUCCUCGCUGGAGGAGUAUUCGCUGGUUUGACACUAGGCCUCAUGGGUCUCGAUGAGCUCCACCUCCGUGUCCUUGCUGCAUCUUCCGAUGAUCCUCGGGAGAGAAAGAAUGCCCAGAAAGUUUUACGCCUCCUGACCGGUCGACGUCAUUGGGUACUUGUAGUUCUCCUUUUGGGUAAUGUGAUUGUGAACGAGAGUCUUCCCAUCUUCCUUGAUAGUGCGCUUGGCGGCGGUAUAGCUGCCGUUGUGAUAUCCACUACGAUGAUUGUGAUUUUUGGGUGCGUGAUCAUACCACAAGCUGCCAGCGUUAGAUAUGGGCUCUCUAUAGGAGCGUCAUGCGCUCCCAUUGUCUUGGGGAUGAUGUACCUUUUCGCCCCUAUUGCAUUCCCUAUUGCAAAACUACUCGACUGGGUUCUCGGCCACAAUGACUCUCAUACAUACAAAAAAGCCGAACUGAAAUCCUUCCUGGCAUUUCACAGACAGGGUGAAGAGCCUUUGCGUGACGACGAGAUUAGUAUAUUGAACGGUGUCCUGGAACUGAACAACAAGCAUGUGGAAGAGAUCAUGACCUCUAUGGAGGACGUUGUCACGCUCAGCUCCGAUCGUAUUCUUGAUCAUGAAACCGUCGACUUUAUAUUGCGCAGCGGCUAUUCUCGUAUUCCCGUGCACAAACCUGGCAGGCCACUUGCAUUUGAGGGGCUGCUCCUGCUCAAGAAGCUAUCCAUAUACGACCCAUCUCAGGAAUGGCCCGUUUCAAAAUUUCAGCUUUCCAUUCUUCCGGAAGCAAACCCCUCCAUCAAUUGUUUCCAGGCGCUGGAUUACUUCCAGACCGGACGUGCACAUCUCCUGUUGUUGAGCAAGACGCCAGGGGAGGAAGGUGGCGCCAUCGGUGUAGUCACACUUGAAGGUGAGCACGAAGAAAUCAUCUCCGAAGAGAUUGUCGAUGAGACCGACCGCUACGAAGACAAUCACAGCAAACGUCACGCGAGGCGUGCAAAAAACGCGGCAGUUAUGCGAGGGUGCGUUUAUGCGUCAUAG
Molecule: messenger RNA, 1128 nt
Organism: Postia placenta MAD-698-R-SB12
Lineage: Eukaryota; Fungi; Basidiomycota; Agaricomycetes; Polyporales; Adustoporiaceae
Exons: 15
Coding region: 1-1128 (375 amino acids)
Biological process (GO): magnesium ion homeostasis
Cellular component (GO): intracellular membrane-bounded organelle
Source: RefSeq, a predicted model, not a curated record